CUGUGGGAAUCCACGGCGCGGCGCGGCGGGCAUCAUGUGCUUGCGUACUUGCUCCGGCCGGCACACGCCAAAUGCCAGCCCCCGGCUGGUUCGUGCUCGUUCUCCGGGUCUGGUGCUCUGAUGCUGACAUGAUGCGCUGCGGUGGGGAUGGACGGUUCUUGGGGCCGCGCCGAUACGUUGCGGACACGACGAGGACACGGGCGCGUGCUGCAUCUCACGCGAGCACACGAACCGAACAAUCCUUGCCCUGCGCCGCUGCCACGUCCCGAGCGCUCUGAGCCCCCCACCGCUCGCAUGCGCCUGCUCAAACCGCAGGAGGCCGCCACCCUCCCGCGCGAGGCCCUCGAGGCGCACAUCGUCUCGCUGCUGCGCCGAUGCCCGGGCCUCCUCGCGCUCCGCGGCGCGCACGCCCACCUCCUCCGGCUCCGCCUCCCGCGCCUCACCGCCGCGUUCGCGCUCUCCAAGCUCCUGGCUUCCUGCGCCGCCGCCCGCGCCGCAGCCGUGGCGUCCUCCUCCUACGCCCGCAACCUGUUCGACCAAAUCCCGGACCCGACCGCCUUCUGCUACAACUCCCUCAUCCGCGCGCUCCCCGCAGCGGGCCCCGCCCUGGCCGCUUACCGCCGCAUGCUGCGCGCGGGGUCCCCACGCCCCAACAGCUUCACGCUCGCGUUCGCGCUCAAGGUGUGCGCGGCCGCACCGGCGCCCGCCGAGGGGCGCCAGCUGCACGCGCAGGCGUUCCGCCAGGGCCUCGAGCCCGGCGCCUACGUGCAGACCGGGCUGCUCAACCUCUACGCCAAGUGCGAGGAGGUUGUGCUCGCGAGGACGGUGUUUGACGGCAUGGCCGGGGACAGGAAUUUGGUGGCGUGGAGCGCGAUGAUUGGUGGGUACUCGAGGGUGGGGAUGGUGAAUGAAGCUCUGGGGCUGUUCCGGGAGAUGCAAGCGGCAGGGGUGGAGCCGGAUGAGGUCACUAUGGUCAGUGUAAUAUCUGCAUGCGCCAAGGCAGGAGCACUUGAUCUGGGAAGGUGGGUGCAUGCUUAUAUAGAUAGGAAAGGGAUCACGGUUGAUCUGGAGCUGAGCACUGCACUGAUUGAUAUGUAUUCAAAGUGUGGUUUGAUAGAGCGGGCAAGAGGGGUGUUUGAUGCGAUGGUGGAGAGGGAUACAAAGGCAUGGAGCGCAAUGAUAGUUGGAUUGGCGAUACAUGGUCUUGUGGAGGAUGCGUUGAGGCUUUUCUCAAGAAUGCUAGAGCUCAAGGUGCAGCCUAACAAUGUCACCUUUAUUGGCGUGCUGUCAACCUGUGCUCACAGUGGUUUAGUGGAUGAUGGGCGACGGUAUUGGUCUACUAUGCAAAAUUUGGGAAUCAAACCUUCAAUGGAGAACUAUGGCUGCAUGGUUGACCUCCUGUGUCGAUCUGGCCUUCUGGAUGACGCUUACUCCUUUGUUAUUGGUAUGCCUAUCUCACCAAAUUCAGUAAUCUGGAGGACUCUUCUUGUGGCUAGCAAAAGCUCAAACAGGAUGGAUAUAGUGGAAUCAGCAUCAAAGAGGCUCCUUGAGUUAGAACCUCUCAAUCCGGAGAACUAUGUUCUGCUCUCCAACUUGUACGCGUCAAAUUCCCAAUGGGAUAGAGUGAGCUAUAUGAGGAAAAAGAUGAAGGACAGCAAUGUUACUGCUGUUGCUGGUUGUAGUUCAAUUGAAAUAAACGGCUACUUGCAUAAGUUUGUGGUGAGCGAUGAUUCACACCCUGAAAUCAAUGAGAUAAGACUGGUUCUGAGAGAAAUAGCGGACCGGGUGCGACGAGCUGGCCACAAACCUUGGACUGCAGCCGUUCUACAUGACGUUGGUGAAGAGGAAAAAGAAGUUGCCCUUUGUGAGCACAGUGAAAGGCUUGCCAUUGCAUACGGAUUGUUAAAGACGAAAGCCCCCCAUGUCAUUCGGGUGGUAAAGAACUUGAGGUUUUGCCCGGAUUGCCAUGAAGUGACAAAAAUAAUAAGCAAGUCAUACAAUCGAGAAAUCAUCGUUAGGGAUCGUGUUCGCUUCCAUAAAUUCAGGGGAGGCAGUUGUUCUUAAUUGGACGCACGGUUGUCCGCCACGCACCGUCGAGCCUCCUGCCCUCCAUUUUCUUUUUCCAUGUGAGCGGACCCCACUAGGCAAUCUUAUCCCUUCCCUUCCAGCUUUCUUCCCCAAACGAUCUCCCUUUUCUCCAUUUUUUUGGAUGGGCAGCUUGGAGAUGCGGCCGGCGCGGAGGUUGUGCAACGGCGCACCGGCAGCCGUGGCAAGCGGGCCGUGGAGGUCAAGCAGGAGUCCCGCGUCCCGGGGGCAUCGCUACAGCUACGGCGCCACCGGCCAUGCCAAGCUCAGUCGCA
Molecule: messenger RNA, 2360 nt
Organism: Panicum hallii
Lineage: Eukaryota; Viridiplantae; Streptophyta; Magnoliopsida; Poales; Poaceae
Product: pentatricopeptide repeat-containing protein At2g02980, chloroplastic-like
Exons: 3
Coding region: 148-2064 (638 amino acids)
Biological process (GO): RNA modification
Molecular function (GO): zinc ion binding; RNA binding; protein binding
Source: RefSeq, a predicted model, not a curated record